AUGGGAUGCAGCAAGUGUCGGGGAUGCCUCCAUGAUACAAUUACUAGGCAGUACGGGAAUCGACUUUAAUAAACGAAAUGCAGAGGGUCGAAGCGCGCUAUCACUUGCGGCCAUGAAUGGACAUUCUGCGGUCGUGUGGUUGCUUUUAUGUCGCAACGGUACGGAAAUUUCCGUUAAAGACAGAACUGGUCUGAUUCCAUUGCAACACGCAGCAAGAUAUGGGAAUAUAUCGGUUUUACAAAUUCUCCUUGCGGAGAGUAAAGUUCCGAAUUAUAAAGACGAUAGCAGGGGAUCGCUUCUUUCUCAUGCUGCGAAAUGUGGACAGGCCGCAGCAACAGAAAUGCUCAUGGCGCGAUACAAUAUGAGCCCUGAUGAGCCAGUUGAGCUUGGCGGAACAUCACUUAUCUGGGCAAUACGUGGUGGGCAUUAAGAAGCCUUUGCCAUCAUGCUUUCCCUUAGUUAUAGCAGCAGCUCCAUAGCUGAGACGAUGUAUUCCACACUGUGGCAUGCAGUCGAUGCGCGACGGGAGGACAUGUGCCAGCAGCUGAUAGAUAUAGGAGCUCCCAUUGACGAUGCCAGUCGUCCAGCUUAUCUCCCUAUUCUCUGCAAUGCAGC
Aspergillus pseudonomiae is the source of this 615-nucleotide messenger RNA. Its product is annotated as ankyrin repeat domain-containing protein. The coding region runs from base 32 to 430 and encodes 132 amino acids. Lineage: Eukaryota; Fungi; Ascomycota; Eurotiomycetes; Eurotiales; Aspergillaceae. The record is from RefSeq and is a predicted model, not a curated record. Gene Ontology annotation, molecular function: protein binding. The transcript has a single exon.